Messenger RNA from Neoarius graeffei (lesser salmon catfish), 3469 nucleotides. It is a transcript of the gene grip2b, whose product is annotated as glutamate receptor interacting protein 2b. Gene Ontology annotation, biological process: neurotransmitter receptor transport, endosome to postsynaptic membrane. NCBI's taxonomy places the organism in Eukaryota, Metazoa, Chordata, Actinopteri, Siluriformes, Ariidae. Bases 1 to 3351 code for a protein of 1116 amino acids. Gene Ontology annotation, molecular function: protein binding. The transcript is spliced from 24 exons. The record is from RefSeq and is a predicted model, not a curated record.
AUGGACAGAUUAUUGUAUGUAGUGAGGAGGAUGUCACCUCGGAAGAGGGAGAGGAGCUUCCAGUGGGAGGCAGAGAGUCCUGAGACCUGCGAUGAGAGUCUGUGCUCACUGAGCCUCUGCAUCAGUGAUGAUGGGCCUUACUCUAAAGGCAACAAGGAAUCUACAGGACCUGACAGUUCCCUUAUAUCUAGAAGACAGAGCAUCCCAGAAGAGAUGCGGGGGGUGACCCUGGUGGAGCUGAUUAAGAAGGAGGGCAGCACACUGGGCCUCACCAUCUCAGGCGGAACAGACAAAGAUGGCAAACCUCGAGUCUCCAACCUCAGACCAGGAGGCCUAGCAGCCAGGAGUGACCAGCUGAAUGUGGGUGACUAUAUAAAGUCAGUGAACGGCAUUAAUCUGACUAAGCUGCGUCAUGACGAGAUCAUCAGCUUGCUGAAGAACGUGGGCGAGUGUGUUGUGCUGGAAGUGGAGUAUGAGCUGCCUCCAGCCGCACCAGACAGCACCUCAGGUGUUAUAUCGAAGACAAUCGAGAUCUGUUUACACAAAGAAGGCAAUAGUUUUGGCUUUGUAAUGCGGGGAGGAGCUCAUGAAGACUGGCACAAAACUCGCCCGUUAGUAGUGACGUAUGUUCGGCCAGGAGGCCCUGCCGACAGGGAGGGCACACUGAAGGCAGGUGAUCGGCUGCUCAGUGUGGACGGUGUACCCUUACACAGUGCCAGCCAUAGUGAAGCUCUUGCUAUGUUGGCACAGUGUAGCCAGGAGGCAAUCUUCCAAACCGAAUAUGAUGUGACCAUUAUGGAUUCAGUAACAAAUGCGUCUGGCCCAUUGCUGGUGGAAAUAGCCAAGUCUCCUGGAGCGAGUCUGGGCAUCACAUUAACCUCUACCACAUACAGGAACAAACAGGUUAUCAUCAUUGACAAGAUCAAAGCUGCCAGCAUGGUUGACAGAUCAGGAGCUUUACAUGUAGGUGAUCACAUCCUCACCAUCGAUGGCACAAGUACAGAGCACUGCACCGUGCUGGAGGCCACUCAGCUGUUAGCCAGCACCUCAGAUGUGGCCAAGCUGGAGAUCCUUCCUGCUCAUCAAAUGCGAUUGACCAGCAAAGUUCAGGACACUGUGAAGGUCCAGAAAAGUGACCACCCACAUUCUUGGGACCCGUAUGUGGUGAACUACUGCCAUUCUCAGCAUACUGCUCACUGUAAGACUCCGACGUGGAUGUCCACAUCAAGUAAUGCAUCCAGCAGUCAGGACUACUGCAAAUCUGUAGUCUGCACUAAUUUCUCCCCCGCCUCCACCACUACAUCAGGCAUGACGAGUCAGUCAUCCAGCACUCUGCCCCGCACUCCCCAUCCCAUGAGCCCCCGCAACUCCAUGCUCAAGAGGAGACCGCGGAAAAAAGAGCACAAGAGCUCGUCAGUGUCUCUCGCUUCGAGUUCAGUGGGUCCUGGAGGUCAGAUAGUUCAUACAGAGUCCAGCGAGGUCACUCUAACAGGAGAUCCUCUCAGCGGCUUCGGAGUUCAGCUGCAGGGGGGGAUAUUUGCCACUGAGAUGCUUUCCACACCUCCAGUUAUCCGAUUUAUAGAGCCUGACAGCUCAGCGGAAAAGUGUGGGCUGCUCCAGGUUGGUGACCGGCUCUUGUCAAUCAAUGGGAUUCCCACAGAGGAUGGCACGAUGGAGGAGGCCAAUCAGCUGCUCCGAGAUGCUGCUCUGAAUAAUAAGGUCACACUAGAGAUUGAGUUUGAUGUAGCAGAGUCAGUAGUGCCCAGUAGUGGUACCUUUCAUGUGAAGCUGCCAAAGAAGAGAGGAGUCGAGCUUGGGAUUACGAUCAGUGCUAGUAAAAAGCCGGGCGAACCUCUGAUCAUAUCUGACAUAAAGAAAGGAAGCAUGGCUCACAGAACAGGAACUUUGGAGCCUGGAGACAAGCUGCUAGCUAUCGAUAACAUUCGACUGGAGAACUGCUCGAUGGAAGAUGCAAUGCAGAUCCUUCAACAGAGUGAAGACCUGGUCAAGCUCAAGAUACGCAAGGAUGAAGACAACUCUGAUGAGCAGGAGACAUCAGGCUCCAUCACCUACACAGUGGAGCUGAAGCGCUAUGGUGGCCCCCUGGGCAUCACCAUCUCAGGCACCGAGGAACCCUUUGACCCUAUUGUCAUCUCAGGCCUCACCAAGAGAGGUCUAGCUGAAAGAACGGGGGCUAUUCAUGUUGGAGAUCGAAUCCUUGCCAUUAACAAUGUGAGUCUGAAAGGAAAACCUCUGAGUGAAGCCAUCCAUUUACUUCAAAUGGCUGGCGAAAGCGUGACGCUGAAAAUCAAAAAGCAGAUCGAUGAUGAGAAGAAGAAGAAUACUAUAGAUCUUGAUAAUGAGCUCAGUGAUAACGAUGACUCGGAAAUGACGGAUUCUCAGAAGACCAGUAAGUUGUCAGAGAUCUGUUCCACCACCAUUCCCAGCGUAGACUCGGCUAUGGAUUCAUGGGAUGGAUCUACUAUAGAUGCUAGCUAUGGGAGCCAAUGUGGCUACAUCCAGCAGGUAGCAGGUAUCGCCUUACAUCCACAUGAGUGGCGCAGUGCCAAGAACAGGAACAGCACCCCUCCUCCUGGCCACCGCAAGAACUACCUUCUGAGUGAUGGAGGCUUCAGUGAGGAGGACUGGGACAAGCAUGCUGGAUUUGCCAGCCAGACUCCUGCAGAUGGCAUACUAGACCACGAGGACAACUUCUGGUGCCAGGCCCUGGAGGACUUGGAGACAUGUGGGCAGUCAGAACUCCUCCGUGAGAUUGAGGCCUCCAUAAUGACUGGCAGCACUGUGAGUUUGGGAGUAGAGAGCACCAAGUCUCACAGUGAAUCAGGGAGCCAAGCCAACGUCAGCCCUCUUAGAAAGAGCUUGCAUCUUCGCAAUGAGGCCAAGAGCAAGAGCACGCUACGCAUGUCAGAGAAGACCUGGGAAUCACGGAGGAUCAAGGAGGAGAUGCAAGAAAUCCUGUCACCCACUCCACUAGAGCUGCACAAGGUGACAGUGAUUAAGGAUCCAGAGCGAGACGAUUUUGGCUUCAGUGUGUCAGAUGGUUUCUUGGAGAAAGGCGUCUAUGUAAACAUGAUCCGGCCUGAGGGUCCAGCAGACCGUGCAGGACUCAGACCAUAUGACAGGAUCCUCCAGGUCAAUCACGUGCGAACACGAGAUUUUGACUGCUGCUUGGCCGUGCCUCUUAUCACAGAAGCUGGAGAUAAACUGGAGCUGGUUGUUAGCAGAAACCCAUUAGCUCAGCCUGGUGUUGGUCAGCCCCUCGACUGCCAUUCAAUCUCAGCUCCUUUGACUCACAGCCGAGAGCACAACAACAGCACCAUGGACCUGUGACAGCACAAUAAUCUGGGGUUUACACCCUGAAACAACAACACAAAUUCACCAGGAACUGCUGGAUAUCCCAUUCAGCACAGUCUGAAUCUUGGACCAUGUGUUCAACAAAUGUGACAGU